GGGUGUCGGGGUCCUCGGCCGGGUCCCCUGCCCUGGCUGUCUCCUGGGACUGAGGGGAGCCCCCCUGGCCCGUGCUGACACCCUGUGAACGGGCAGCGGGAGGGGGCACGGGCAUCUGGGGACCCCUGCCCACCAUCUGCCUUCCCCUGGCUGCUGCCCAGCUCAGGUCACCCCCCAACUGCUCUUCAUCUCUUCUUGGUGUCUCUGCCUCGUCCCGGCCCCCUCCCUGUCCUCCUGGCAGGCCAUGGGGCGCGGGGGGGUCCUGGCCGCCCCAGAAGACCCCGAGGAGCGGCGGGGUGCCCAGGGGGAAGGUGCCCACCCCUGUCCCCCGGAGUGCCAGGAGCUGGCUGCCGUCCCCACGCCGCAAGUCGUAAGCGCCCGAGCUGCGAGGAACCACGGCUGUCCCCGCUGCCAUCCCCGAGGCUGUCCCCCGGCUGUCCCCAGGGUGGUGGCUGGUCCCCUGGGGUGGCCGUGUCCCGUCUCUUCUCCCAUCCCUGCCACCUUUAGGCUGCAUGUGUCUGGCUGCUGCGGCUCGGGGGCUUGCGAGGCUGAGCCGGGCGGUGCCACCUCGGGCUGGCAUUGCCACCACCACUGUCACCUCCUCCAUUGGUCCCCAGAUAAAGCGUUUCCUGAAGGAGGACUCGGACGAGGCUGAGCUGAGCCAGUUCCUCCGGGACUGCCCGGCUGCUGACAGCUCCAGGAAGGUGGAGGCUGCGGAGAGCCGGCGGGAGCCUGGCCACCCCCUGGGCAGUGUGGCCAGGGUCCCCCCAGACGAAGGCAGUGACGACAGGGACAGCAGGAUCUUCUCCCGCUCCCGGCCCUCGGAUUUCCAGCAGCACAUCGCCGCCCCCCCACCCCCGAGCCCCAACCGCCCGCGGAGCCCUUGGGGGCAGCUGGACCCCUACGACUCCUCCGAGGAUGACAAGGAGUACGUGGGCUUUGCCACGCUGCCCAACCAGGUGCAUCGCAAGUCGGUGAAGAAGGGCUUCGACUUCACCCUCAUGGUGGCAGGGGAAUCCGGGCUGGGCAAAUCCACCCUGGUCAACAGCCUCUUCCUGACGGACAUGUACAGGGACCGCAAGCUGCUCAAUGCUGAAGAGCGCAUCACGCAGACGGUGGAGAUCACCAAGCACGUGGUGGACAUCGAGGAGAAGGGGGUCAAGCUGCGCCUGACCAUCGUGGACACGCCAGGCUUUGGGGACGCCGUCAACAACACCGAGUGCUGGAAGCCGGUGGCUGACUACAUCGACCAGCAGUUCGAGCAGUAUUUCCGUGACGAAAGCGGCCUCAACCGGAAAAACAUCCAGGACAACCGAGUGCACUGCUGCAUCUACUUCAUCUCGCCCUUCGGCCACGGGCUGCGGCCCCUGGAUGUGGAGUUCAUGAGAGCCCUGCACCAGCGCGUGAACAUCGUGCCCGUGCUGGCCAAAGCUGACACCCUGACCCCUGCCGAGGUGGAGCGCAUGAAGAAUAAGAUCCGGGAGGAGAUCGACCACUACGGAAUCCGCAUCUACCAAUUCCCUGAGUGCGACUCGGACGAGGAUGAGGAGUUCAAGCUGCAGGACCAGGCACUGAAGGAGAGCAUCCCCUUCGCCGUCAUCGGCAGCAACACGGUGGUGGAGGCCAAGGGCCGGCGCGUCCGCGGGCGCCUCUACCCCUGGGGCAUCGUGGAAGUGGAGAACCCGUCCCACUGCGACUUCGUGAAGCUGCGCACGAUGCUGGUGAGGACGCACAUGCAGGACCUGAAGGACGUGACCCGGGAGACACACUACGAGAAUUACCGCACGCAGUGCAUCCAGAGCAUGACCCGCAUGGUGGUCAAGGAGCGCAACCGCAAGAGCCAUCCCUCCGUGCUGAGGCUGUGCUGCGGGGACUGCUCUGCCGACUGAGCCGGGACCUGCUCCCCCUGCCGCCCCCGGCCCCUCUAUAAAGUGUUUGUUGGUACCCAACGCUGUCUUGGUCCUUCUGUGCCUGCUCAAGGGCCAGGCAGCCGCCCCCGGGGCGAGCCAGCCCCGUGGCCACCCACUCCGGCCCUGUGGCCACCCACUGGUGUCCCACACAGGCUCCCCUUUGGGUGUCAGAGGACACCGUGUGUCACCCCGGGGUCACCCCUGCUCAGCCAGGUUGGAGGAUGUCACUGUUCGGUGGCACUGAGCCCCCAGGGCUGCCCAAGGGAAGGGGUCGUGCUGCCCUCCCAGGGAUGCGGUUUUGGGGUGCUGAGAGCCUCUGCUGCUCACCCCACUGCUGCUGCCCGGCUCCAGCCUGGUGUGGCUGCCAGGGCUGGCAGGAGCUCCACGUGCUUCCCCCACGGUC
This is a messenger RNA of Poecile atricapillus (Black-capped chickadee), 2313 nucleotides long. It is a transcript of the gene SEPTIN4, whose product is annotated as septin 4. The record is from RefSeq and is a predicted model, not a curated record. The transcript has 10 exons. Gene Ontology annotation, molecular function: GTP binding; molecular adaptor activity; GTPase activity. Gene Ontology annotation, cellular component: synaptic vesicle; cell division site; septin ring. Gene Ontology annotation, biological process: cytoskeleton-dependent cytokinesis; regulation of exocytosis. The coding region runs from base 513 to 1889 and encodes 458 amino acids. NCBI's taxonomy places the organism in Eukaryota, Metazoa, Chordata, Aves, Passeriformes, Paridae.